Fusarium venenatum is the source of this 657-nucleotide messenger RNA. RefSeq lists its product as uncharacterized. NCBI's taxonomy places the organism in Eukaryota, Fungi, Ascomycota, Sordariomycetes, Hypocreales, Nectriaceae. The record is from RefSeq and is a predicted model, not a curated record.
AUGAUUGCACGAGUUCUUCUUUCCUGGCUAGCGGCUUCGGCCACUGUAUUUGCAGCACCUACCACUGAUGGCCCCAGUGUACUCGAUACGCGAGCCUGCACUACCCCGGCAAAUUCACUCAAAAACCCCAGCUUCGAGUCCAGUUUGAGUCCUUGGGUAUUCAAGCCCACAUAUGCAAAGCUCGGUAGCGCAGGUGUCGUGACUGGUGGCUACAAAAGUAACCACGCUGUUCAAGUCACUGCAACUUCAGGCCCCAACGAUCCAACAAGCUACAACAAGCUCUCCCAAACCUUCAAGAUCUGCAAAGCUUCACGCUUCCAGCUCUCAUGGUCCAUGCUCCUCCCCAAAGACGGAUCUAAAUAUGUAGCGCCUAAUAUUCCGGGAAUGUACGUCGAGGCUCAAGCACCAGAUGGUCUUUGGCAUCAACUGGGAAAUUUCCAAUUUUCGUCAAAGACAUUCAGCAGCACCAUCUUUUCACCAAACAAGAAGGGCACACACAACGUUAACCAAUGGGCGAAUUUUGUUUCGGAUUUUCCUACUUCGCAGACUGGUACUUGGACCAUCUCGAUGGAGUGGUAUGAUCAACCGGCGACUGGUGGUAAGACAACAACGUUGAAGGUUAAGAUGGACAACUUCACUGUCAAGCCAAAGGCUUAA